Molecule: messenger RNA, 689 nt
Organism: Electrophorus electricus (electric eel)
Lineage: Eukaryota; Metazoa; Chordata; Actinopteri; Gymnotiformes; Gymnotidae
Gene: lim2.1
Product: lens intrinsic membrane protein 2.1
Cellular component (GO): plasma membrane
Molecular function (GO): structural constituent of eye lens
Source: RefSeq, a predicted model, not a curated record
UUUGUUCUUUCUCCUGUUCUCUUUCAGACACUAAACGCCGAGGCUAAGAGAUUGCUGCUGGUGCUGACAUGACAGGGCCUUGGUGUCCUGUACCAAACAAGCCCCACAGUGUUUCCAUCACAGUGUUACACUGCCCCAAAUAUUAAGUCUGUUGCAGGCGCAGGAUGUACAGUUUUAUGGGAGGAGGGCUAUUUUGUGCGGGAGUGGGGAAUAUACUCCUGAUUGUUUCCACAGCAACAGAUUAUUGGAUGCAGUAUUGUCACUCAAACAACUACAUGCACCAGGGCCUGUGGCGAUACUGCACACCUGGGAAAUGCUUCCCACACACGGACAGCAUCGCCUAUUGGGACACCACACGGGCAUUUAUGAUCUUAUCUCUACUGGCAUGUUUCAUUGGCGUCAUCGUCGGGAUCAUGGCCUUUAUCCGUCAUUCAACGUCCUUCGACUGGUUUGAUAAAACGUUUGCUGCAGGCACAGUGUUUUUCAUCUCAUGUUUAUUUGUGUUCCUGGCGAUGACAGUGUACACAGGGGUAACAGUACAUUACCCUGUACCCAGCUAUGGCAGCUGGCGUUUCUCCUGGUGCUACAUCAUUGGCUGGAUGGCAGUUGUACUCACUUUCUUUUCAGGUGUUUUCUAUAUGUGUUCCUAUCGGAUGGAUGUAAGCCCUAGAAGCCCGGCUACCCACUAG